AUGUCAUCGCAAAGACGUUCUAGCUUCCUCCUUGGUCUGUCUCACCAUCCACGAUGGCACCCAGAACCUUCCAGACGACAGCAGAGGCAACGAAAGCAACCCAGACAACAUUCAGAGACAACACACCACGACCCCCUAAUCGGCGCGUGCUCAACACCAGUACUGCGUUGGAACAGAUGGUUGGGAAACUGGCUGUUGGUGCCUCUGAUGAUGUUAUCCUAUCUGCCGUGUGAGGCCUGGGGCACCACCUUUAAAAUAGCCGUGGUGGGGCCUUGGACGUGUGAUCCCAUAUUCUCCAAAGCGCUUCCCGAUUUGGCUGCACGGCUUGCCACAGCACGUAUCAACAAAGACCCUUACCUCAAUAAGGGCUACUGGUAUGACUACACAUUGGUCAACGAAGACUGUCAGAGCUCCCGUGCCCUUGCACGAUUUGCCGAGCUGGAGGGCUACGGUUCUGCCUUCUUGGGGCCAGCCAAUCCCGGUUACUGCGCUUCUGCCGCUUUGCUGGGGAAGAACUGGAACAAAGGCAUCCUGUCGUGGGCGUGUCUGGAUCCCGAAAUGGACGAGGCAACAUAUCCUACGUUCCUACGGCCGCUCCCGCUCGCCUCACGCGUCCUCUUCUCUGUGCUGCGUUUUUUUCGUUGGGCGCACGUGGGCAUCAUCUCCGAAGAGGGGGACCUAUGGGAAUCGACAGGGCAUCAAUUGGCGUCAUCACUACGAGCGCUUGGCCUGCCUGUCAGCACAGUGGUUACCAUGGAGAUGGACAAGGAGGGUCCUCGUAGGGCCCUGCAGAGGAUUCGGGAGGCAGAUCGGGUUCGAGUGGUGAUCAUGUGUAUGCAUUCAGUGUUAAUUGGUGGUGACGCCCAAAAUAAAUUGCUGACCACGGCGAUGGACAUGCGAAUGAUAGACCGAGGGUACAUCUUCAUUCCGUACGACACGCUGCUCUACUCUUUACCCUAUAAAGACGUGGAGUAUCCCAUUCUGGCCAAUAACACCAAACUUCGUCGAGCAUAUGACGGAGUGUUAACUGUUACCAUAGAUUCCGGAGAGCAAAACUUCUACGAGGCCUUCAAAGCUGCGCAGGACAGUUAUGAGGUCCGGACCAGCACCCCGCCAGAGCAGGUGUCUCCAUUCUUUGGAACCAUCUAUAACAUGUUAUACUACACCGCGAUGGCAGUGGAGCAAAGCAGACAGAGCGGAGGAGGACGCUGGGUGUCGGGCGAUGCAUUAGCUCAUAACGAGGGAGGUUUUGAGUUCACUGGCUUUAACCAGCCCAUUUCUUCAGGCACUGAAGGAGAGGGGAUGCAGUGUCGCUACGUAGUCUUGGAUACUGAUGGAUCAGGAGCCAAGCUUCAUGUCACGCACGCCCUUGAAGCCCCUCACACUUUCGGCAAAUUUGGAGGGCUGAAGUACCUGGGGCGCUCUAUUCAUUUUGCAGGAGGGACACCCAGCAGUGACUCUAACUGUUGGUUCAACCCGUACAUUGCCUGCAGUGGAGGUAUGGAUGGAGUGACACUCUUCUUUUUGUUCCUCUUGUUCUGUGGAUUACUGGGAGGAGCUGGUGUUCUUUUCCUCCAUAUGAAGAGAGGAGGACGGGUGGGUAUUUUGACAAGUUUCGGAGGAGGAAUGGGAGGAAUAGGAGCUCCCACAAAGAUUAUCCUCACUCUUGACGACUUGGUCUUCAUCAACACCCAACUCAGCAAAAGGAAAUUAAAUGAUGACAGUAUUAUGAAAAGUCAGCUAGACAUAAAAACUCCUCGUCACUCAGUCUCAGGCCGAAGUUACAUCACAUCCACAGUGGACAACUCAAAUGUGGCUGUCUUUGAGGGUGACUGGGUUUGGCUGAAAAAAUGUCCCAGUGGCACUGUAGUGACAGAGAUCAAUGAGAACACCCAAGCUAUCUUUACCAAGUUGCGGGAUAUGCGGCACGAGAAUCUGAACCUGUUCCUGGGCCUGUUUAUGGACUCUGGACUCUUCGGCAUUGUGACAGAGCACUGUACCAGGGGCAGUCUGGAGGAUCUGCUCAAUAACGAGGAGAUGAGACUGGAUUGGAUGUUUAAAUCCUCCUUACUGAUGGACCUCAUCAGGGGAAUGAAGUACCUUCAUAAUCGUGGUAUUGCUCAUGGACGUCUCAAGUCCAGGAACUGUGUAGUUGAUGGUCGCUUUGUGCUGAAGGUGACAGAAUAUGGCUUCAACGAGAUUCUCAACUGUCAGAACAUCACCCUGGAUGACAGCAGACCAGAGGAUCAGCUUUGGACAGCUCCAGAAAUUCUGAGGGACCCAAGGCUUCAGAAGUUAGGUACCUAUCCGGGAGACGUCUACAGCUUUGCUAUCAUCAUGCAGGAGGUGAUCUCACGCUGCACCCCGUUCUGCAUGCUGGACAUGCCCCCUAAAGAGAUCAUUGAGAAGAUACGGAACCCCCCUCCUCUUUGUCGGCCGACGGUCUCAGUGGAUGAAGCUCCUUUGGAAGUUAUUCAAAUCAUGAAACAGGCCUGGAGUGAAGAGCCUGACAAGAGACCCACAUUUGAGGACAUCUUCAGACAGUUUAAAAAUGUCAGUAGAGGGAAGAAGACUAAUAUCAUAGACUCCAUGCUGCGUAUGUUGGAGCAGUACUCCUCCAACUUGGAGGACCUGAUCAGAGAAAGAACAGAGGAAUUGGAGGUGGAGAGACAGAAAACAGAUGCCUUGGUGGCCCAAAUGCUGCCCAAGUCUGUAGCUUUGGCUCUGAAAAAAGGGAAACCUGUGAAACCUGAGUAUUUCAACGAUGUUACGCUGUACUUCAGUGACAUCGUGGGUUUCACCACCAUCUCUGCCUUGAGUGAACCCAUUGAGGUUGUCGACCUGCUUAAUGAUCUCUACACUCUGUUUGACUCCAUCAUUGGACAGCAUGACGUCUACAAGGUGGAGACCAUUGGUGAUGCCUACAUGGUUGCAUCUGGAGUGCCUAACCGGAAUGGUAACCGCCACGCUGCAGAGAUGUCCAACAUGUCUCUCGACAUUCUCCACUGUAUUGGAACUUUUAAAAUGAGACACAUGCCCGAUGUCAAAGUCAAGAUCCGCAUUGGCCUCCAUUCUGGUCCAGUUGUUGCUGGAGUGGUGGGUUUGACAAUGCCACGAUACUGUCUGUUUGGGGACACUGUCAAUACAGCUUCCCGAAUGGAGUCCACAGGGUUGCCUUAUAGAAUCCAUGUCAACCAGAGCACAGUCGAUGUUCUAAACAGUCUGAAACUGGGAUACAAAAUUGACGUCAGGGGCAGGACAGAGCUGAAGGGUAAAGGAGUAGAGGAGACAUAUUGGUUGGUUGGAAGAGAUGGAUUCGACAAGCCACUGCCUGUACCACCUGACCUUACCCCAGGGGCGAGUAAUCAUGGUAUCAGCUUGGACGAAAUUCCAACGGACAGGAGACAGAGAUUCUUGGAUCGGCAGAAGAAGAUGGGUUAG
This is a messenger RNA of Chanos chanos (milkfish), 3441 nucleotides long. It is a transcript of the gene gucy2d, whose product is annotated as guanylate cyclase 2D, retinal. Lineage: Eukaryota; Metazoa; Chordata; Actinopteri; Gonorynchiformes; Chanidae. Gene Ontology annotation, cellular component: plasma membrane. Gene Ontology annotation, biological process: protein phosphorylation; receptor guanylyl cyclase signaling pathway; intracellular signal transduction. The coding region runs from base 1 to 3441 and encodes 1146 amino acids. The record is from RefSeq and is a predicted model, not a curated record. Gene Ontology annotation, molecular function: adenylate cyclase activity; ATP binding; protein kinase activity. The transcript has 18 exons.